GUCCGGAUAUAAACAAAUCUCCCCAGACUGAAUUUAACAACAUAUGAUCGAACCCAUGUGAUUCUCGGAGUCAUCGUCCAGACAGUGGAGUAUGGCUGCUGGGACGCUGCAGGAGCUCGUGUCCGCCGCCGCCUCUCUGCACCCGGACCGGGCGGCGGUGACGUACCACAGCCGCGGCUCGAUGCCCGGGAGCCCGCUGUGCCUGCGGUACCGAGAGCUGGUGGAGCUGUCCUCCGACCUGUCACAUGUCCUGCGGGACAACUGUCCUCAUAGCAACGGAGUCAUCGGGCUGUACUGUAUUGACGAUCUGUUCAUACCAGUGUGGAUCCUGGGGAUCCUUCAGUCUCCAGCUGCCUACGUCCCACUGGACCCAGAGGCUCCAGGACUUCUCUCAGCCAGGGUCAUGAACCAGUGUCGCCUCAAGUACUGUGCUGUGAAGACUGACCUCCUGCCGCGUUUCCAGACGGCUGUUGUCAAACACAUGUCUGUUGAUGUGUGUGUGGUGUUGCCCAGGUUUAAGCUGACCGUGGUACGGGUCACGCUGCUGCCAGCCGCUGAACACAGUCAGGAAAAACAACCGACUGUGUUGAGGACAGAUGUUGCUGAAGUCUGUGGUGCAGCUGUGAAGCAAAAAGACGGUGGCCACAAAGACUUGGCAUAUGUGCUGCACACAUCUGGAACCACUGGCAUUCCAAAGACUGUGAGGGUACCACACAAGUGUAUACUCCCCAACAUUCUGCACAUGAGAUCGUUGUUUCAGAUGACAGCAGAUGAUGUGGUUUUCAUGGCCUCGCCUUUAACCUUUGACCCCUCUGUGGUGGAUAUUUUCCUGGCCUUAUCAUCUGGGGCACAGCUCCUCAUUAUCCCCUCUGUGAUCAAGAAAAUGCCCAAUCAACUGGCUCAGCUGCUGUUCAAGCAUCACAACACGACGGUCUUACAGGUCACGCCCACUCUGCUCUGCCGCUUCGGGCAGCGCGUCCUCCAGCAGGAGGUGUUGUCCUGUGGCUCCUCGCUGCGGGUGUUGGCUCUGGGUGGAGAGGCCUGUCCCUCGCCGGCCCUGCUUAGGAGCUGGAGGCACGAGGACAACAAAACCCUCUUCUUCAAUAUCUAUGGUAUCACUGAGGUGUCGUGCUGGGCCUGCUGCUACAAAAUACCACAGUCCAGCAACCUAUCCUCCAGCUUGGCGGCCUCAGUGCCUCUCGGGACGCCUCUGAUGGACACGGUGGUGGAAGUCAGAGAUGAACAUGGUGGCGUUGUUACAGAGGGUGAAGGACAGGUGUUCAUAGGUGGAGAGGACAGAGUAUGUCUCCUGAACGAUGAGGAGGAUGUUACCCCCGGGACAAUGAGAGCCACUGGAGACUGGGUGAAUGUUAGAGACGGACAGCUGUUCUACCUGGGACGGAGAGACAGGCUGAUAAAACGCAACGGGAAACGGGUGAACUUGGACGGCUUGCAGCAGCUCAUAUCGGGUCUACCUCAGGUGGAGGCCUGUGCUGUGGGUCUGUACGAAGGCGUUCGGCUGCUUGCCUUUGUCGUGGCGUCCACAUCUGGAGGCCAGAAAGCAGCUGCUUCUCUCCCCUCUCCUGCACAGCUGCACGUGGAGAAAUCCCCCUCAGCUCUGGCUCAGCCUCAGGACGACCUCCGCUCUCCUGUAAGACUCCAGCAGACGAGCGGUGCGAACAGGGAUGUGAGCAGGCAGAUUGUGGACCAGCUGUCUCUGCUGCUGCCGUCACACAGUGUUCCUGACACGCUGCUGCUGGUCCCGGCCUUGUGCCUGACGCCUCAUGGCAAAGUAGACAUGGAGGCACUGAUGAAGAUAUACCAGAGACAAAAACCGGGUUUAGAGGCUCCACUGGGAGAUUUCAGCAAACUAAAGCAAACCCUCCAGUCUCUGUGGCAGGAUACUUUAGGUUUGCCUGAAGAUGUGACCGUUGAUGAGGAAUCCAACUUCCUGUUGAGUGGAGGAGAUUCUCUGAAGGCGCUGCACCUCUGUGAGGACAUCCUCUCGGCUGUGGGACUCACUUCACCCGGACUCCUGGAGGUUGUAUUGGAUGGCAGCUUUUCUGACGUCCUGACCUACAUUGCCAGAGUGACACUGACGCCGCCACUUGAGAACAGCACGCCGCCACUUCCCGAGGCCCAGAAACGGCACGCUGCUGCUCCGUCUGCUGUUCUAGCGAAGAGAGAACGCAAAGGAUCUCAGUCUGCAGCAGAAGAGAGGCCGCAGGGGGAGAGACAGGCUUUUAAAGUUAUAAGACGAGCAGGAGAGGUGAUAGAGAUUAAUGUCAGAUCAGGCCUUCAGGAGGAUGCAGUCGAAGAGAAAGAUUUAACUAAGACACGGAGAGAUGAUGCUGUGGGCCUCUGUCUGAGCUGGUCCUCGGACACAGGCAGAUGCGUGGACGCCUCCCCGGUGCUUCUAGUCCAUGAAAGAACAGAUCAGAGGUCAGAUGAGGCCAAAACUACCGUGUUCGUCGGCUCUCACUCUCACAGGAUCCAGGCUCUAGACCUGGACACUGGGAGCCUUGUGUGGGAGCGAGUGCUUGGGGACAGGAUCGAGGCGUCGGCUGCUGUGUCUCACUGUGGGACGUUGGUGAUUGUAGGUUGCUACGAUGGCUGUGUUUAUUUCUUGUGUGCUGCAUCCGGAAAGACGCGGUGGAUAUUUGAGACGGGAGACGCCGUGAAGAGCUCUGCUGCUGUGGAUCCUUACACAGGUCUGGUGAUAGUGGGCUCACACGAUGGACACGUUUACGCCCUGAACCCAAAGAUGAAGCAGUGUGUUUGGAAGCGUCACUGUGGUGGUGGAGCUGUGUUCUCCUCCCCUUGUCUCCAGCCCUCCCUCAGACAGCUGUACGUGGCGUCACUGGGGGGUCGCCUCCUCUGUCUCAACCCUGACAGUGGAGAGGUCUUGUGGUCCGACUGCAGGGACGUCCCAUUCUUCUCAUCACCAAACUGCUCCUCUGGUCUUGUUGCGAUCGGCUCUGUGGAUGGAAACAUCUGCUGUUACAGCAACACGGGGAGACCGAUGUGGCUGUUUUCAACAAAAGGACCUGUCUUCUCGUCUCCAUGUGUCUCACCGGACCAGCAGAGGCUUCUGUGUGGAUCACAUGACGGGCACCUGUACUGUUUAAACUGCGCCGACGGAUCUUUAGUCUGGACUUUCCAGUCGUCAGGCAAAGUGUUCUCCAGUCCGUGUGUGUUCGACGGCUCGGCUGUGGGCCGGAGUGGGAAGCUGGUGGGCCUGGCCUCAACAGACGGCACAGUCUGGAUCCUGGAUGGUGAAAACGGACAAAUGCUGGCCUCACACUCUCUACCGGGGGAACUGUUUUCAUCCCCAGUGGUGUACAAACGCUCUCUUGUUAUCGGGUGCCGCAAUGACUAUGUGUAUUGUUUAAAUCUGACUGUCAAAGAGGAAGCACAGAAGGAUUAAAUCUAUUUUUGUACAGAUUUUGAUUGUAAAUAAUUGUUUUUUAUAUCUUAA
Limanda limanda (common dab) is the source of this 3478-nucleotide messenger RNA. RefSeq names its product aminoadipate-semialdehyde dehydrogenase (gene aasdh). NCBI's taxonomy places the organism in Eukaryota, Metazoa, Chordata, Actinopteri, Pleuronectiformes, Pleuronectidae. Gene Ontology annotation, biological process: amino acid activation for nonribosomal peptide biosynthetic process. The coding region runs from base 92 to 3427 and encodes 1111 amino acids. The record is from RefSeq and is a predicted model, not a curated record. The transcript is spliced from 14 exons. Gene Ontology annotation, molecular function: protein binding.